Babesia ovata is the source of this 477-nucleotide messenger RNA. Its product is annotated as riboflavin biosynthesis protein, putative. The transcript has 2 exons. NCBI's taxonomy places the organism in Eukaryota, Apicomplexa, Aconoidasida, Piroplasmida, Babesiidae. Bases 1 to 477 code for a protein of 158 amino acids. The record is from RefSeq and is a predicted model, not a curated record.
AUGAUGCAGGGCGGCACGUCAGGAGACGAUGACGGCACGAAGUUGACGCAACUUCAGGUGCAAAUCAGCCUGCGCCUCGUAUAUGCAGAUGGCGCCACGCUCGUUGCCGGCAAUACAGUUGAACCGCGUGUCGUCGAAGACGAGGCAGCGCAGCUCGCUCUUGGUGCGAAUCUUCUGCAGCACGGUGCCCUGGUUGUAGUGGAUGAUCCUCAUGGUAGGGUUGGCGUUGCAGCAGAUGAAGAGGGUGGGGUCCACGGGGUGGAACAUGACCGCCAGACCCGGGUCGGAGUCGUUGAAGACCUUGAUCAGCUGGCCGCUCAUCACGUUCCAGGCACGGAUGGUGCAAUCGACGGAAGUAGUCACCAGCUCGUUGACCUCUACCUUGGAGAAGCACAUACACGUCACUGCCUUGUCGUGGAUCGCAAGCGUGAACGACUCCGUGAUCAGCACGUUGUCGUCAACAGGGUGCGGCGCUGA